GCAGCACCGCAUGUCAAUUGUCAACCGCGACAAAGAACUUGCCCGUCCAACGGCAUUUCGACCAACAACCAAACUCGCCAUCAGCUCGCCGCCAACAACGAACCACGGCCCGCUCCGUCAUCGACGAUCCAAACCUUACGCGCUGCCGAGUCUUACUUUUGACAACUCACUCUCAAAUCAAUAUACAACAUCGACCCGUCACAGAGCGGUCUCCGCUCCGUCAACCAAGCUUGACCACUGCAAUCCGCCCAGCUCGCCCAGCGAAUCCGCAACACUUACCUACCUCAACCACCCCGACAACCACAUCCCCAUCCACCACCAUGGCCUCACCACCCCACAACAACUACUCCUUCCCCGGCGGCGCCCGCUCCCCACCGCACCUCCCCUCCCUCACCACCUCCUCCCUCUCCAAGAAACGCGCCGCCGACGGCGCCGGUCCCUCGCCCAAUAUGAAGCGCCGCAAAGGCUCCGUCAUGUCCAUCGGCUCUGCCCACCCCUUACGCCAAACCUCGUUCCCGCCCGACGAAGCCCCCGGCGGCGCGCGCUCCCCCUCAGUCGACAUAGACGCCAUGUCCUACGUCAGCGGCACAGCCCAGAGCGUCGGCAGCGCGGCUGCGAGCGCAGCCCCUACCGUGCCUGCUGGUCCGCCGAAGAAGAAGCGUGGCCGCAAAAGCAAAGCGGAGAAGGCGAGGGAGCAGACGCCUAGUGUUGUUGCCGGGACCUCUGGGAAGCCUGGGACAGCGCCGCCUAGUGAGGUUGGUGGGUCGACGGUUGGAAGAGGUGCUAAGAGCGCUGCGGGCGGGAAGGAGGGUGCAGGUGGACAGGGACAGGAGGAUCAGGAUGAUGAUGAAGGGCCGACGGAGGUGGCGGCUACGGCGGAUACGUUGACGAAAGAACAGAAGGAGGAGGAGCAUAGGCAGAGGGGAAUGCUGAUUAAUGCGUUUUCGCCGGAUCAGUUUGAUCGGUUUGAGAAUUGGAGGGCGGCGAAUUUGAGUAAGGCUGGUGUUAGGAGGUUGAUAAACGCAACCAUCUCCCAGUCCGUUACAGAAAACGUGGUUAUCGGCAUGCGAGCGGUAGCCAAGGUUUUCAUCGGCGACAUCAUCGAGGGCGCACGUCGUGUGCAAGCAGAGUGGAUUGAGAAGACGGGCGAGAAACAGACGGAUUUGCCUAGUCCGCCGGCGACACCUCACGCGGCUGCUUCCAACAAUCCAGGCGGCGAAGGACAAGGGCAGUCGCAGACACAGGGAAGCAGUAGCCGCACAAACGGCGAGAACAAAGAGGGUGCAGAUGCAGCGGCCGAGAAGAGCGACGAGAACAUGCCCGACGCUUCCCAGCAGGAGAAGGAGCGGGACGAUCGUCGCGGUCCCCUCCGUCCGGAACAUCUCCGUGAGGCUCUGCGUCGCUAUAAGAUGAGCUUCGAGGGUGGUGGUGUCGGUAUGCAGCUGAUUUGGCAUCAGCAGCAGCAGAAUGGUGUCGAGAGGUUCCCAACGCGGACUGGUGGCAGGAGGAUCUUCCGCUGAGCAUGCGAUACGGGGUCUGCUAGGGCAUGCUCACCAGUAAUACGUUAUUAGGAAGCGGGAACGUUGUGAUUCAGUAGCAUCAUUGUUUGUUGGCGUUUAAGGGGCAUGACGAUUAUCGUUUACUUCUCUUUUUUCCGGUCACAGCGUUUAGGACGCAUGGGUAAAGACGGACAGAUAGCAUAAGGAGUAGGAGCAUUGAUACCCAAUAAAGCUGAUUAUUUGUUAUAUUGUUUGUU
Messenger RNA from Neurospora tetraspora, 1756 nucleotides. RefSeq names its product hTAFII28-like protein conserved region-domain-containing protein. The coding region runs from base 321 to 1520 and encodes 399 amino acids. Gene Ontology annotation, molecular function: transcription coactivator activity; protein heterodimerization activity. Gene Ontology annotation, biological process: RNA polymerase II preinitiation complex assembly; transcription initiation at RNA polymerase II promoter. Gene Ontology annotation, cellular component: transcription factor TFIID complex; nucleus. The transcript is spliced from 2 exons. The record is from RefSeq and is a predicted model, not a curated record. Lineage: Eukaryota; Fungi; Ascomycota; Sordariomycetes; Sordariales; Sordariaceae.